Molecule: messenger RNA, 2484 nt
Organism: Paracoccidioides lutzii Pb01
Product: peroxisomal long-chain fatty acid import protein
Exons: 1
Coding region: 1-2484 (827 amino acids)
Biological process (GO): long-chain fatty acid import into peroxisome; fatty acid beta-oxidation; very long-chain fatty acid catabolic process
Cellular component (GO): peroxisomal membrane
Molecular function (GO): ATP hydrolysis activity; ABC-type transporter activity; long-chain fatty acid transmembrane transporter activity
Source: RefSeq, a predicted model, not a curated record
AUGGCUGCCCAGUCGACGUUGCGGCCUCGAGAAGACCCGUUGCUCCACCUGUACAUCCACUACUCAAACCUGCUGCGCGCUCGAUUCCGGAAGUCCUCCAAAACUACAAAGUUAGUCGCAACUACGUUUCUUCUGUUGUCGAUAAUAGGAAGCGGAUAUGGAGGUUAUAGAUGGUGGCAGGAAUGGUCCAAGGAACGGGCUCAGGGGAAACGUCUGCUGAGAAAGAAUUCUGGCAUUCGCGGCAAGGAUGGUUCGCGAAUAAUAUAUGUCCCGUACAGAUCGUCUGUCUCCUCUUCCGAAACCUCAAGAGUCACUAUUCGCCCGACGAAACCUACUACAUUUGAUGCCCAUCGGCGUCUUUUCUUGAAUCCUCCCAGAGCGGCUGGCCUCGGUGACGUAUCGUCCAUGGUGUCACAAAUCCCGCCACUCUCCACCAAGCCAGGCUUGAAUCUAGCCUUCUUGCACCAGUUUCUGAGCCUCCUAAGUAUCAUGAUUCCGAGAUGGAGCAGCAAAGAAACCGGGUUUCUGAUCGGCCAUGGCGUUUUCCUUAUGCUCAGGACGUACCUAUCUCUUGUUGUAGCGAGACUUGACGGAGAGAUUGUGCGGGAUCUAGUUGCUGGCAGGGGAAGAGCUUUCAUUUGGGGCCUCAUCAAAUGGUGUGGCAUUGGAACUUUCGCUUCUUAUACGAAUGCUAUGAUCAAAUUCCUCCAAUCCAAAGUAUCGAUUGCCUUUCGAACCAGGCUCACUAGGUAUAUACAUGACCUGUACCUUAACGAUAACAUAAACUACUACAAACUUUCCAACCUUGAUGGAGGAGUUGGUGAAUCGGCGGAUCAAUUUAUCACCCAGGAUCUCACACGGUUCUGUGCGGCCUCUGCGAAGUUAUAUUCUUCCAUUGGGAAACCUCUGGUGGAUCUCUUCGUUUUCAACUAUCAACUUUAUCGUUCACUUGGACCUCUCGCACUGGCGGGUAUUCUGAGUGGCUAUUUCGGCACAGCAACUAUACUCCGCCGUGUUUCCCCACCAUUUGGAAAGUUGACAGCGGUUGAAGGUAAAAAAGAGGGAGAUUUUAGAACCCUCCACUCUCGACUCCUAGCAAAUGCUGAGGAGGUGGCAUUCUAUGGCGGGGCUGAGAUGGAACGUGUGUUUCUCACCAAGAGUUUCAAGGAUCUGCAGCGAUGGAUGGAAGGAAUAUAUAGCCUGAAAAUCCGCUAUAAUAUGCUUGAAGAUAUGAUCCUUAAGUACUCUUGGUCUGCUUUUGGAUAUCUCAUCACAUCGCUUCCUAUAUUUCUACCUGCCUGGGGCGGUCUUGGGGGUGUUUCCGAGAUGGCUUUCUCUUCGGAAACUUCUGGGAGAGAGAGGGACCGAAUGAAAGAUUUCAUCACAAACAAGCGUCUUAUGCUCUCCCUAGCAGAUGCAGGUGGUCGCAUGAUGUACAGCAUUAAAGAUCUUUCGGAAUUGGCUGGGUACACUUCCCGGGUAUACACUCUGAUUUCAACUCUCCACCGCGUGCACGCUAAUGCAUAUGCCCCUCGCCGUGGUUCUCACCCCGAACUUUACUCUCUUUCGGAUGUGCAGGGCACGAUCCAUAGUGGCUUCGAUGGCGUACGUCUAGAGCAUGUUCCUGUGGUGGCACCCUUUCUCUUUCCCCAAGGUGGUGACGAGCUUAUCGAAUCAUUAUCCUUUAUUGUUCAUUCCGGGGAGCACCUUUUGAUUUCCGGUCCCAAUGGCGUUGGUAAAUCUGCUAUUGCUCGCAUAGUCGCUGGGCUCUGGCCAGUUUACCGUGGCCUAGUAAGCCGACCUAGAAACUUUGGUGUGAACGGUAUAAUGUUCCUUCCCCAGCGCCCGUAUUUAAGCAUAGGCACCCUACGUGAUCAAGUCAUCUACCCCCACAGCGAAAUGGACAUGCGAGAGGAUGGAAAGAGCGAGGCAGAUCUCCUUCAAGUCCUCAACGACGUCCAUCUCGGCUACUUGCCUGACCGUGAGGGUGGUUGGGACUGUCGCAAGGAGUGGAAAGAUGUUCUGAGCGGCGGCGAGAAACAGCGCAUGGGCAUGGCCAGGCUUCUCUAUCAUGAACCUAGAUAUGCGUUCGUCGACGAAGCCACCUCUGCCGUUUCUUCUGACGUCGAAGGCUUACUCUACGAACAAGCUAAGCGACGCAACAUCACUCUAAUCACAAUCUCCACGCGCCUUUCGCUUAAGAAAUACCACACAUUCAAUCUGACGCUUGGCCUGGGAGAGGAUGGCACCGAAUGGGAGAUCGACCGGAUCGGAACGGAGAAGGAGAAAAUGGGCGUUGAGAAAGAGAUACAGGAGCUAAGGAAACGACUGGAUAAGGUUGAGGCAUGGAAGGUUCGGAAGCAGGAAAUAAACGACGAGCUGCGUAAAGUGUGGGUGGCUAAGAGUGAGGCUGGCGAGGCUGAACUAGCUCCCCCCCCUUAUCAAGCAGGCAAAGCAGAUACGAUCGAACAACGUCGAAUAUGA